Molecule: messenger RNA, 1374 nt
Organism: Nasonia vitripennis (jewel wasp)
Lineage: Eukaryota; Metazoa; Arthropoda; Insecta; Hymenoptera; Pteromalidae
Product: ubiquitin-conjugating enzyme E2 T
Exons: 2
Coding region: 600-1064 (154 amino acids)
Source: RefSeq, a predicted model, not a curated record
GUUGUUGCCCACUAGAAACUGGAAACUGCAAAGGCAACUGAUUGGUAGUUUUUUCUCUUUUAUUAUGGAACUGCUUGAAAGUGUAGAGUAGAAUUAUAUUUUUAAUAAAGAAUCAAUAUACACGAUUUAUGUUUAAUUAAUUGAAAUGUACAAACCUGAAUGCAGUUCAUGAUCGAUUUUUUAUGCUUUCGGUUGGCAAUUUGACAUUAAGGUUUUGAGGUAAUCUAAAAAUCUAAUAAGUAGCAGGCAGUUUUAUAAGAAACAAUAGGUUUUUUAGGAAACAUUUGUUGGAGUUUAUAAUCAAAGACAAUUAGCACAAAUAUUUACACAUAUAGGAUGCCCAUAUACGCGAAUGCAACACCUCAAUUAUACAAAUACACCUGCAGUACUGGAUCAUCUAUUUUAUUUUGUCUUUAAGGUUAGGUUGUAAUCGUCACGACUCGACGUCAGAGAAUCUCGAAUACCCGCGAAACGAGUGAGCCCACCGGGCGUUCUGUUUAUUAUGAGCCGCAGAGCAGAGUAUUGUUUGUACACAAAAAGUUAACACUGAGCACUUAAUUGAGCAAAUAAUUAAUACAGAAUUUUUUCACGAAAUAAAAAUGCAGAAGUCACAGAGAUUAAACAGAGAAAUAAAACGGUUAAUUGAUCAUCCACCAGAAGGAAUAAUUUGUUAUGCUUCGGACAAAUUAAAUCUUUUAACAGUAAAUGUAAUUGGACCUCAUGACAGUCCAUAUAAAGGUGCACUGUUUGAGUUGGAACUAGAAAUUCCUGAGCGUUAUCCAUUUGUGCCUCCUCAUUUGAAGUUUAUUACACCAGUGUAUCACCCUAACAUAGAUACUCAGGGUCGUAUAUGCAUGGAUCUAUUGAAAAUGCCUCCUAACGGUGGUUGGAAGCCAACAAUCAGUUUAGAAAACCUAAUAGUGGCAGUUCAAUCUUUACUGGGAAAUCCAAAUCCUGAUGAUCCUUUGAUGGUUGACAUUGCUGAAGAGUAUCGUUUUAACAAGACAGAAUUUGAGAGAAAAGCAAAAAAGUAUGCCCAAGAAAAUGGAAAAAACUGUGAUUAAAGUUGGUGUUGGAAUACUUUUACAAGAUAUAAUUGUGUCUGCUUGUUUUAUAAGCUUUGGGCAGAAAAAAGUGAUACUUAUGACUUUUCAUUAUAAUGAUGUAAACUUGUUUUAGAGUUACUGAUUGAAGUUUUCAAGAUUAAAAUACAGCUUUUUAAGAAAGUAUAUUAUGUAUUUUGUUUUUUAAAAAACCAUGUAAAUGUAAUAUUAAUUACAUAUAGAUGCAUCAACUUACUUAAUUACUUAUUUACAUUAUGUACAUAAUUGCAGCAAUAACUAUACAAUCGUUCAUCAGAACAGUUUAAAUUUA